AUGCAGCAAUUUACAGGACCUAGAUGGGGUCGAUCACCGUCCGACGACGGUACCCAAUUAGACAUCUUCCAGGCAGCGCGCGCCGGCGACUGCGCCCAGCUCGCACGUCUGCUUAAAGGCGGCGCCGACGUGAACACGUGUGACCGCUGGAACUCCUUCCCGCUCUACUACGCCUGCCUCGCUGGCCAUGAUGUGGCCGCGCGGAUGCUGCUCGAGGCCGGCGCAGGCGCCAUCUUCGCCGAGAGCACCUUCGAAGCCGAUCGGUGCUACCGCGCGGCGCCCAACCUGAAAAUACAGAGACUCCUCCGGGAGUACGAGGUGCGGCCGCUUCCCCCGCCGCCCCCGCUCGCUCGGCUUUCCGCCGCCCUCCGGUCGGCCCCUCCAGACAUCACAUUGUACGUGCAAGGAAGACCCAUCGAAGCUCACCGGGUGAUCCUCGCCGCCCGAUCCCCAUACUUCCGUAGGAAACUCGCGACGGAGUGGGGAAGCCGCAGGGAAGUGAGACUCUCCAGCAGCCAUAUGUAUGUGUCCUUCGACCUCAUGCGUAGCCUAGUCGACUUUUUCUACUCGGACAGGGUCGACCUGCCCGCGGACGACGUGGAAGCUUUCGCGCGAAUAUGCAGAGCCUGCCAGUGUCAGGGGCUCCUACAGAGGGCUAACAGAUUCCUCGCGCCCAGGAGGUGCCGAGAAACUCAGCAACUGGAUCGGUGUCAUCCACCGAGGCGUUUCGUUUGGCAAGCGCGGUGCGCGCAAGACCGCCUCCCGUCGGCUCUCCGGCGGAUCCUGUACGACUGUCUGGCUAACUCCAGAGAAGAAGAUCUCCGCAACAACGAGCCGGUCGAGACCUGCGCAGGCUCCAAGAACGACGACCUCGCUGAUAUAUGCGUAAAAGUAGGCGAAAGGGUCUUCCGAUGCCACCAGCUGAUUCUCGCCUCUAGGUCUGAAUACUUCAAGACCAGGCUGUCUCGACGAACCGAUUUUCUCGAGCGCCAUCACGGUGUCCUGGAGGAGCACGACGUGAGUGCAGAAGCGUUCGAGAAGAUGCUCGUGUACAUCUACACUGAUGAGAUAGAGGAUCUGGGCGAUGAUCCUCUUGCUAAGGCGGAAGAGCUUCUGGACAUCGCGUCGAGGUACCUGAUGUAUUGUUUUAAGGGGGUCGUGGCUGACUUGCUGAUUCCACAUCUGGACAUGGACCGCGUCUCGCCGGCGCAGCUGUGCCGCUGGCUCACGCUGUCGGACAUGUACGACGUUGCCAAGAUACGGGAGUACUGCCUGCACAUCAUCGCCUGCAACUUCGAGGCGUUCGCAGAGGCAAGGGAGUUCCAGGCCUUGCUUCUUGCGUCGCGAACGAGCGCGCCAGCUGAGGGCCAAGGCGAUCUUCUCAAUGAUUUGAGACAGACAUGGUUGGCUGCUAGGCUAGAUAGGAGAAAUGAGAGCGCGGCGCUAUUCGAGAAGCGGCUGGAGAUGGUUCUCCUUACUCCACGGCAAGGGGUCAAUGGUGGUGACCAAGGAGGUUUUUCAUGUAUGCCAGACUGGAGCGAAGAUGGUUGCUGCUUCUACGGCGGUGAUGAAGAGACGGCGGACGAGUACAUCCAGAUGAAGACGAUCUUCACUCCCCGGUUUGUGUGCAAGGCGCAGCUAUUCCAACCUAACUUGCUGGUCAGGGCUAUCGACUUCAUUGCAGACAAUGAAGCAGACUAUGUUGUCUACCGUAAGCUGCAGCCACCGGUGAGGUGGAGCUGGCUCAGGACCUGGCUCCGCAACCAGUUUCCUGCUUAG
Molecule: messenger RNA, 1779 nt
Organism: Lolium rigidum
Lineage: Eukaryota; Viridiplantae; Streptophyta; Magnoliopsida; Poales; Poaceae
Product: BTB/POZ domain-containing protein At2g04740-like
Exons: 3
Coding region: 1-1779 (592 amino acids)
Cellular component (GO): ubiquitin ligase complex; cytoplasm
Molecular function (GO): protein binding
Source: RefSeq, a predicted model, not a curated record